GAUUUCUUCCUAAGAAUAUUCACUGGCCUCAUAUUGCAGCAUAGAUUCCCAGUGUCUGAAUGCCUACCCAACUCACAGUUUCAUCGGUGUUGUCCGGUGGUUGGUCGGUCGGUCGGUCCGGCAGUGUACCCUCUUUCUCUCUGCCCAGACAGACAGACCUCCUUUGCCCAGUGAGCUUAAGCUCACUAGUUCCUGUUUUGGUCACUUUUCGCCAUCGAUGGUGGAGGGAAGAAAAGUGGGAUUGCACCAUCCACCCCAUUGCAGAGUCCUCCUGAAUCUUGCUUGUUAAUCUCCUUCUUUGCCCUCUCUCUGUUUACCAUCCCUGUCGCUACUAAUGGUAAUGGACGAGACCAACUCCGAGUCAGGCUCCCCUGAGAGUUUCCUCGUCCGUGCAGCAAGCUUUUCUCUGUACUCUCUGCUACUAAACGAAAAGGCAGUUCGUCAGCAAAGGUAAAGGGCCUUUUCGUUCUCCAAUACCCCAUAAAAGAGGAGUAGUUCCCUAAACAAGCGGGAGAAGGAUAAAGCUUUGACUUGAGAUUGAGAUGACAUAUCUCUUGAUGAAUGCUGGGUCGGUGUCUUGAAAGGCCAAUCCUCCUUUUUACCUGGAAUUCUCGCGUUGACGGUAUUCUCAUUUCCUUUCUUCCAGGGCUUGACUUGAGAUGCAGCUCGUUGGGAGUAGGUUUUGGCUUGCCCCAUUCCACUUACUAGGAGGAUAGGUCCUGUUAGUUUUGAUUGAGUUUGAGGGGCUUUCACUGCUGAAUCCAUCCAUAAACCUAGACUCCAAUGACCUUGUAACCAAAGCAUCAGAAGAAGUUCAACGGUGACCCCACUCAAGAUUCAAGACUGAAGGCUCAACACCCAAGAUCAGAUUCUUUGUUCUUUACUAUCGAAAGCAUGAACUGCAUCAAUUUGACCACCAUCUGUUCGAUCUUUAACCAAGCAAGCAGAUCCAAUUUGCUUCAUCCCCUGAAAAAUUCAGCCUUUCCCUUGAUUUCUCGAAGAACCACCGAACCCAUUUCUUAUUCCUUUCCCAACUCGCGCUUCUUGGUCUCUGCAAUCCUUACCAAGGAAGAAGAGCCCACCGCAGAGGAUAAAGAGGAGAGACCCCCUUUCAAUUUCAAGGCCUACAUGCUCGAGAAGGUGAAUCGUGUGAACACAGCACUCGAUGCCUCGGUCUUGCUCCGGCCGCCGCUGAAGAUUCACGAGGCCACGAGAUAUUCGUUGCUCUCUGGCGGAAAGCGGGUGUGCCCGGUUAUGUGCAUAGCGGCAUGCGAGCUUGUGGGAGGGCAGGAAUCAAUGGCCAUGCCCUCGGCUUGUGCCGUCGAGAUGAUCCAUGCCAUGUCUUUGAUUCAUGAUGACCUUCCCUGUAUGGACAAUGACGACUUACGCCGCGGGAAGCCCACCAACCACAAGGUUUUUGGUGAGGAUGUUGCUGUUUUGGCUGGAGACGCCCUACUCGCAUAUGCAUUUGAGCACAUUGUGGUAGAAACGAAGGGGGUUCCACCCAAAAGGAUAGUUAGAGCGAUCUUUGAAUUGGCGAGAUUGAUUGGACCAGAAGGUGUAGUCGCUGGCCAGGUGGUGGAUAUAAGAUCCGAAGGAAUGACUGAUGUAGGAUUGGAGCAGCUUGAGUUUAUUCACCUCCACAAAACUGCCGCCUUGCUUGAAGCAUCUGCUGUUCUUGGGACAAUUAUGGGAGGCGGGUUGAAUGAAGAAGUUGAAAAGUUGCAGAAUUUCGCAAGGUGUAUUGGGUUGUUAUUUCAGGUGGUGGAUGAUAUUCUGGAUGUGACCAAGUCUUCUCAAGAACUGGGUAAAACGGCUGGCAAGGAUUUGCUGACCGACAAACUCACCUACCCAAAGCUAAUCGGGGUUGAAAAAUCCAGGGAGUUUGCCAAGAAACUGAACAAAGAUGCUCGAGAAUAUCUAUCCGGAUUUGAUAUAGCAAAGGCAGCCCCAUUGAUGGCUUUGGCAGAUUACAUUGCUAAAAGGCAGAACUAAUUGUUCCAUAAAGGUGGAAUUAAUUGUUCAAUGAUGUUUUGGGUUAUUAUUUACAGAUGAUCCUGCUGGGAACUCAUGAAUUAGAGAACACGAAGAUACCGGGUGGUAAGUUCAUCUCAAGGAUCCAGUAAAGGUUUCUCAAUGUUGCUUGUGGGUUUAUUGCUAAUCUUUCACAAACCAAAUCCCUUGAUUUUUUUUCGAGAAAGUGAUACAAAGUGAACUCUCAACACUAUCAAUGUUGUAUCUCGAAAAUCCUCUUUUGCAGUUGCUUGUUUACUCAGUGACUUGGGACUUUCCAUGAAUACAAUGUUGAAUGGAACAUACUGUUUCUGACA
Molecule: messenger RNA, 2330 nt
Organism: Eucalyptus grandis
Lineage: Eukaryota; Viridiplantae; Streptophyta; Magnoliopsida; Myrtales; Myrtaceae
Product: geranylgeranyl pyrophosphate synthase, chloroplastic
Exons: 2
Coding region: 895-1995 (366 amino acids)
Biological process (GO): isoprenoid biosynthetic process
Molecular function (GO): geranylgeranyl diphosphate synthase activity
Source: RefSeq, a predicted model, not a curated record